UAAUAGGGACGGCGAAAUUAAAGAAUUUUCAUUGAUGGGGCAAAUAGCAUCACGUUGUGUUAAAAAACAGGAAAGCUUCCUAAGUCCUAUGGCUGCUGCUGCACUGCCUUCAUUUGGUGUUGUAUAGAAACAGCAUUUAUUGAUCUGUAUUACAUUCCAGAGUAAUACCAUACAAAAAUAGUAGAGCUCAUGGCUAUAUGGCCUUUGAAUGAUAUCUUGCUAGUGCAGCUUUUGAUCAUAUUAUCUCCUGCAUACUUCCUAGAAGCUCAAAUUCAUGACUCCACAGCACAAAUAUCGACAUCAUGGACAAACAAUUUGUCCAUUUCAGCGGGAGACUUCGAUUUCUACCAAAUGAUCUUGAUGAGUGAGUCUGAGUCUUUUGGUUGUGGAUUUUACUCCGAAGACCAGAAAAAUGAUUCCUUUUAUUUUGCAGUUGUAUCACUCCAAAUAUCACGUUUUCCAGAUGGUAGUUAUAAUUUCACUCCUGAGAAUGUCAUAUGGUUGGCAAAUGAAAAUAAGCCUGUUGGGCAGAACGCAACUCUAAAGUUACUUCCAGAAGGAAAUUUGGUUCUGAGAGAUGCAGAUGGAGCUUUAGUCUGGUCUACCAACACGUCUAACAUGUCUGUUGCAGGUAUAAAGAUGAUGGAAACAGGAAUGCUUGUGCUUCAAGGCCACAAUAAUAAGACUGUGUGGCAAUCUUUUAGUACUACAGCGCAUGUGUCCACUUCAUGGACGAAUAAUUAUCGCAUAUCAGCCAUGCCUUAUAAUCCAUAUAAAAUAAUCAUGAUGAACGGAGCUGUUUUUUCUUGUGGAUUUCACUCCAUGGACCGGAAUUCCUUCUAUUUUGCAAUAUGGAAGCAAUCGGAGUAUGCUCGGGAUGCCUUAUGGUUAGCAAACAGAAACAGGCCUGUUGGUGAGAACGCAACUUUACAAUUAUUAACAGAUGGAGAUUUGAUCUUGAGAGAUGCUGCUGGAACUUUCGUUUGGUCUACUAACACAUCUAACAUGUCUGUUGCGGGUAUGAGGAUGAUGGAAACUGGAAACCUUGAGCUCUAUGAUGUCAAUAACAAGACUGUUUGGAAUUCAUUUGAUCAUCCUGCUGACGUACUGUUUCUUGGGAACAAAUUAGUGGCAGGACAAAAGCUGGUGGCAAGUGUUUCGAAAACUGAUAGAUCUGAAGGUGGCUUCAGCCUUUUUGUGAUCCCACAAGCUUCACCUGAUGAGCCGAAUACAAUGCUUACAAGCACCGUUAAAUACUCAGCGACGGCUUACAUGAAAUUUGAUCCUGAUGGGCAUCUCAGAAUUUAUGAUGGCAACAUGAUUGACGGGGUUGAUCUGUUGACAGAUAUGAUGAGUGCAUGUGAUUACCCAACAACUUGUGGUAAUUAUGGGCUGUGCUUCAAUGGGCACUGCUCGUGCCCAGCAGGUUUUGCUCGAGCCAAUACCCCAAAUGAUCAAGGCAACUACAAUUGCUGGCAGAUGAGUCCAACCACAUGUGAAAAUCCAAAAUCCCAUUCUCUUCUUCCCCUGGAAGAUGUCUACUAUUUCAAUUAUGUUGACCCUGAGGCGGCGGUCCUGAACGGAACAGACAUGAAGAGUUGUAAAGAUGCAUGUUUGAAAAAAUGUUCAUGCAACGCUGCUCUAUUUCAGUAUCACGGUAAUGAUUCUCAUGGGAAUUGUUUUUUGCCCUCACCAGUUCUUACACUAAUUGCUGAUGGCAAGGAAAGAAAUAAUUACUAUUCUUAUGCCUUCAUCAAAAUUUCUAAUGAUGGAGAGAAUGGAAGUGCUUUUACAUCUUCUAUCAAUCCUACAUCUUCUAUCAAUCCUAAAAUAAUAGCAGGAUCAACUAUUGGAGCCAUCCUUCUUAUGAAUUUAAUUGUUGGUCUAUGUAUUAUGGUUUUGAGGAAGAAAAGAGAUCGAGAGGAAGGAAUGGAAGACUUGAAUCAACUAUCAGGAAGGCCCAUGAGAUUCACAUACCAAGAACUAGGAGUAGCAACUUGGGAUUUCGAGAAGAAGCUUGGAGGAGGAGGGUUUGGAUCAGUUUUUGAAGGAAUUCUAGAAAAUGGAGAAAAAAUUGCAGUAAAGCGCCUAGAUGCUUUAGGCCAAGGGGAGAAGGAAUUCUUGGCUGAGGUCAAAACUAUAGGAAGCAUCCAUCAUGUCAACCUGGCGAGGCUAAUUGGAUUCUGUGCUGAUAAAUUGCAUAGGCUUUUAGUCUAUGAGUUCAUGUGCUGUGGGUCUUUGGAUAAGUGGAUUUUCUGCAGGGAACCACUACUACAUCCUCUGGACUUCCAAACUAGAAGAAACAUUAUCAUGGAUAUAGCAAAGGGGCUGGCCUAUCUCCAUGAAGAAUGCAGACAAAGAAUAGUCCACUUAGACAUCAAACCACAAAACAUUUUGUUGGAUGCAAAUCUGCAUGCUAAGAUCUCUGAUUUUGGCUUGUCUAAGUUGAUUGACAAGGAUCAAAGUCAAGUGGUGACCACAAUGAGAGGAACUCCUGGGUACUUGGCUCCUGAAUUAUUCAGCUCAGUCAUCACAGAGAAGGCAGAUGUUUAUAGUUUUGGAAUCGUAGUCAUGGAAGUCGUCUGCGGAAAGAAAAAUCUGGAUAGGUCACAGCCUGAGUGCAUGCAUUUGCUCCCUAUUCUUAUGAAGAAGGCACAGGAGGAUCAAUUGAUUGAUAUGGUUGACAAUAGCAGUGAGGAUAUGCAAUUGCACAGGUUAGAAGCUGUGGAGAUGGUGAGGGUUGGUAUUUGGUGUCUGCAAAGUGAUCACACAAGGAGGCCUAGCAUGUCAACCGUGGUUAAGGUCUUAGAGGGCAACAUGGGUGUUGAAGCAAACCUAGACUAUGGCCUUCAGAAUGCAACAACAAUGGCAGCAAUAAGAAGAGAGGCAGUGCUGGGCAGUACUGCCACAUUGCUGCCAUCACUACUAUCAGGACCAAGGUGAAGAAAGAUUUUUUGCGAAAUAUAUGUGGUGUUUAUGUUUCUCUGAUAGGUGUUUUACCUUCAGUUCUAUUUAUAUCGCUAUUGUAAUGUUAUCUGGGAAAUUGUUCAAUUAGCAUAAAGUGUGACAGGAAAGCAUGAAAAACUGCAAGAAACUCCCGGCUACAAUUAGCUGCUUACUACAAGUAAAAUAACUACCAAGUAAAUUCUAGCUCCAA
Molecule: messenger RNA, 3157 nt
Organism: Populus euphratica (Euphrates poplar)
Lineage: Eukaryota; Viridiplantae; Streptophyta; Magnoliopsida; Malpighiales; Salicaceae
Product: G-type lectin S-receptor-like serine/threonine-protein kinase SD2-5
Exons: 2
Coding region: 190-2943 (917 amino acids)
Biological process (GO): protein phosphorylation
Molecular function (GO): protein serine/threonine kinase activity; ATP binding
Source: RefSeq, a predicted model, not a curated record